Messenger RNA from Octodon degus (degu), 2953 nucleotides. It is a transcript of the gene Cdc25a, whose product is annotated as cell division cycle 25A. The transcript has 15 exons. Gene Ontology annotation, cellular component: nucleus; cytoplasm. Gene Ontology annotation, biological process: positive regulation of G2/MI transition of meiotic cell cycle; positive regulation of G2/M transition of mitotic cell cycle; G2/M transition of mitotic cell cycle. NCBI's taxonomy places the organism in Eukaryota, Metazoa, Chordata, Mammalia, Rodentia, Octodontidae. Bases 404 to 1960 code for a protein of 518 amino acids. The record is from RefSeq and is a predicted model, not a curated record. Gene Ontology annotation, molecular function: protein tyrosine phosphatase activity.
GCGGUCCCUUGGAAGCAGCUAAUACCGCGAAAAGCCACUUGGGCUGCAGAGGACAGAGGCGAAGGUCGGCGAGUUUCCUUCGACCCAGGACAGGAGCAAAGGCGUGAGAAACGUGAAAAGAUUGGAGCGGAGACUUUGCUUCGAGGAUCUCUCCCGCUCCUCUUCUGCGCCAGCAUCGCCUGUUUAGAUUUAGUCUUCAGGUUGCCGCCGCCCGCCCGCCUGGCCUCGCGGGGCGAGAGCGGAGCCCCGAGCUUGCGGCUGGAUCCCCGCCCGCCCGCCGGCCCGCCCGCGCCGUCUGCCCGUGGCCGCUGCGUCCCGGAACCGCAGGGUCGCGUAGGGCUCUGAGCCGCGGGCGAGCAGCGGACGCAGAGGACGGAGCGGGAGCCGGGAGGCCGGCGCCGCCAUGGAGCUGGGCCCGGAGCCCCCGCACCGCCGCCGCCUGCUCUUUGCCGGCAGCCCCUCUUCUGUGUCGCCCACGGCCGCCAGGCCGCUGUUGGGCGCGCCGGUGGCCGGGGGGCUUUCGCCUGUCACCAACCUGACGGUCACCAUGGACCAGCUGCAGGGCCUGGGCAGCGAGUGUGAGCAGUCACUGGAGGCGAAAAAUAGCAGUCUGCAGAGAAUGGGCUCCUCUGAAUCAACUGACUCAGGUUUCUGUCUGGAUUCUCCUGGGCCCUUGGACAGUAAAGAAAACCUUGGGAAUCCCCUGAGAAGAAUACAUUCCCUACCUCAGAAGCUCUUGGGAUGUAGCCCAGCUCUGAAGAGAAGCCAUUCUGACUGUGGUGACCAUGACAUCUUUCAGCUCAUUGACCAGGAUGAAAACAAGGAGAAUGAAGCCUUUGAGUUUAAGAAGCCACUCAGACCCUCGUCCCGUGGCUGCCUGCACUCCCGUGGACGUGAGGAGGGCAAAGAGCUCUUCACACAGAGGCAGAACUCUGCCCCGGCUCGGAUGCUUUCCUCAAAUGAAAGAGAUAGCAGUGAACCAGGGACUUUGGUUCCUUUCUUUAUGCCGCAGUCACCUGCGACAGCCACUCUGUCUGAUGAGGAUGAUGGCUUCAUGGACCUUCUUGAUGGAGAGAACCUGAAGAAUGACGAGGAGACCCCGUCAUGCAUGGCCAGCCUGUGGACCGCUCCCCUGGUCAUGAGAAGAGCACCAAAUCUUGGUACCCGAUGCCAGCGCUUUGAUGCCCCCACCUUGUGUAGCCUGAGCCCUCGGCCUGUGCUGAAGAGACCAGAGAGCUGGCAGGAGGACUCCCCCUGGGGGGGCACAAAGCGGAGGAGGAGCGCAGCUGGGGCCAGUCCUCAAAAGGGCCCGGAGAUUCUGCACCACUCUUUAUCCCUGGUGCCUUCCCCCAGAGGGACCAUUGAGAACAUCCUGGACAGUGACCCCCGGGACCUCAUAGGCGAUUUCUCUAAGGGUUACCUCUUCCAUACAGUGGCUGGGAAGCACCAGGACUUAAAGUACAUUUCUCCAGAAAUUAUGGCGUCCGUUCUGAAUGGCAAGUUUGCCAGCCUCAUCAAAGAGUUUGUUAUCAUCGACUGCCGGUACCCAUAUGAGUACGAGGGAGGCCACAUCAAGGGCGCAGUGAACCUGCACAUGGAGGAGGAGGUUGCGGACUUCCUCCUGAAGAAGCCCAUUGUGCCCACCGACGGCAGGCGCGUCAUCGUCGUGUUCCACUGCGAGUUUUCUUCUGAGAGAGGCCCUCGCAUGUGCCGCUAUGUGAGGGAACGUGACCGGCUCGGCAAUGAGUAUCCCAAGCUCCACUACCCCGAGCUGUACGUGCUGAAGGGCGGCUACAAGGAGUUCUUCCUCAAGUGCCAGGCCCACUGUGAGCCCCCCAGCUACCGGCCCAUGCACCACGAGGACUUCAAGGAGGACCUGAAGAAGUUCCGCACAAAGAGUCGCACCUGGGCGGGGGAGAAGAGCAAGCGGGAGAUGUACAGUCGCCUGAAGAAGCUCUGAGGCCAGGUGGCAUGUCCCAUCCUGAGCCCUCAGUGCUGUGUGACAUGAGAGAGGCAGCCUGGCCUCCUCUUAACCCCCAGCGGGCUGCUGGCCGCAACCCUCCGUCCAUGUCCCCCUCAAGGCCACAGUGUCCUCCCCAGACUGCACAUCCAGCGAUGGGCGAAGCGGCUACUGGGGCCUUGCCGGACUCUGCCUGCCCUGGGCAGUGGGAAACCUGGGCACAAGUGCCACCGCCAGUGCCAGGGACUCUGAGGAGCACGGAUUUCACGGCUGCCCAUGGGCUUAAUUUAUUCAAUUUAAUCAUUUUUUUUUUUUUUUUUUUUAAUUCCUGGGGACUUCUACUUUACUGCUUCGUUAAGUCACGAUACUGCCAUUGCAGGGAAGGGUUCAUUAUCUGGAUACCUGCUUUCCUUAAAGGUGACAAGGCGGGCCUGUCCUGAGCCCCAGGGGGCACCGGCCCUGGGCUGCUGCUGUUCCAAGCAGAGGGCUGAGCUGCGGCCUCCUGUAAAUGGGACAUGAGCUGACCUCUGGGCUGUUGCGCAGCCUGGGCAGUGUCUCUGUGUCCCUCUGUCCUGAUGCUCUCGUGGGUUUUGAUUCUUAAAAUAUAGUGCUUUCAGGGGGGAGGAGUGUCGAUCAGUGUUGGGGGGCACCUGCGGGUAGGAGGGCCAUCCCAGACUGGGUCUCAAAGGUGACACUCAAUUUAUCAUGUUUUAAUUGGAGGGAAAAGGAGUGGAUUGUCACCAGCCCCCCCUUAUCUCUCCCCAUGGAAGUGAGCCGUCUGGUGCCGCCCACCUUCAUGUGUCUGAGGCAGCUUUUCACAGCACCACCACACCCUGGCCUUUCCCCACUGCUGUGCCCUGGGAGCCCAGUUACCUGUUCUGAGGGUGAUGCUGGAGAUGGCUGGUGGCUGUUAGGGGUUUCCACUGCAUUUGGCUGUAAAAGAAUCUUGUUGGGAAAUGGGGGGUAGGGGGGAAGAAGGUUGAGGCCUGAUGG